This is a messenger RNA of Cucumis sativus (cucumber), 2722 nucleotides long. Its product is annotated as purine-uracil permease NCS1. The transcript has a single exon. The record is from RefSeq and is a predicted model, not a curated record. The coding region runs from base 842 to 2509 and encodes 555 amino acids. Gene Ontology annotation, molecular function: nucleobase transmembrane transporter activity. Lineage: Eukaryota; Viridiplantae; Streptophyta; Magnoliopsida; Cucurbitales; Cucurbitaceae. Gene Ontology annotation, cellular component: plasma membrane. Gene Ontology annotation, biological process: nucleobase transport; transmembrane transport.
UACAUCUAACAAAAUUUAUCUACAUUUUGAAUUUAUAGUUGUUUUUAGAAGGAAGAUGAUCUAGAAAAGAAUAAAAGAGAACCCUAAUGUGGUGUUUUGCGGGAUGUUUAAGUUAGCAUUUAACAAAGGGUUUAGAAUAUAUUAUAGAUGGAAAGAUGAGUUAUGUUGAGUGUUGCUUAUGACAUCUUAUUUAUAGUAGAGUGGACUUGGAGUUUUGAACUUACAAAGGAUUAAUAGAGAAUACAAAUUGAGACCAAUCAAAUGGAUUUAAAAUGACCAUCCUCGACUUCGAUAUCCGAAAUUGAGGAGGGUAAGUUGGGCCAAAUGACCCGCCCAACUCUAAGCCAAGGCCUAGGUGGUCAAGUUUGGUAACACCUCUCCCUUCCUUAGAUUUAUUUCCUUCUCUGCUUGAUGCUUCUUUCUCACACUUUUCUUGUUAUUGUUUCCAAUUUACCCUUAAACAUGUUACUAGGAAUAAACGAAAGAAAGCUUUAAAAAACCAUUAAAAAUAUUAUUCUCAAACCAUUUCAACAUCAAACCCAUAUUACCAAAAUAACUAAUAUAAAAUCAAAGAUGAAUGAACAUAAUGGAGAUCAUUUAAUCAUAUAAAAGUUUGCUACAUUACGUUUGAAGAUUUGUCAUUUACAAAUUAUUGAACAAUUUAUAUUAUUAAAAAAAGACUUACAUUAUUAGUUUAUUUUUAUUUGAAAAAAGGGUUUAUCUUUACUUGUGAACGGAAGGACAUAUCAGUAAUUCUAUACCACCCACUUCUCAAUCAUCAUCUUCUUCAGAUUCAAUUCCGAUGCCCUUUUUGGAAUCUCCAAGGAUUCCGGUCAAGUAAAUGGUGACUCACUGCAUUAACCUCCAUCUCCACCGCCACAUUUUCCACCUCCCUCCUUCUUUCUCCACCCUCCGCUACCGCCCCACCGCCUCUCCCUCUCCUCUACCCUUUUCUCCGAUCACCCCCAAAUUACUUCUCAAACGUCGCUCUAAUCUUCAAUUCACCUCUCCCAUGGCCUCCGCCACCGCCAAUCCACCGGAAGAUACUCAGAACGAAGAUUCCGGCAAAGAAGAUCUCCGCCCAACAACGCUGGAGCAGAGAACGCUUUCGUGGCCGGAGAUGGCCCUGCUCUGGAUUGGCCUCAUCGUUGGAGUUCCAUCUUAUUAUCUCGCUGGAAGCUUAGUCGAUCUUGGAAUGUCGUGGUGGCAGGGUAUUGCCACCGUCGUCGCUGCCAACGCUGUAACCUUAAUUGCCCUAAUUCUCAACGGCCAUCCAGGUACUAAAUACGGCAUCUCUUUCCCUGUUUUUGCUCGAUCGUCAUUUGGAAUCCAUGGCGCACAUAUCCCUACACUUCUCAGAGCACUGAUUGGUUGUGGGUGGUACGGCAUCGAAACGUGGAUCGCCGGUGAGGCCAUUUCUCUUCUAUUACCUCAAAGUAUCAAGAAAUCCGCAUUUUCACAGACUCUUCCAUGGUUAGGAACUUCUCCUCUUGCAUUUACUUGCUUUUUAGGCUUUUGGGUUAUUCAAUUAGCAAGUGUUUGGAAAGGAAUGGAUGGAAUUCGUAAACUCGAAACCUUCUCUGCUCCGAUUCUUGUUUUUCUCACCGUUUGUCUCUUGAUUUGGUCUUGCGUUAAAGCCGGUGGAUUUGGGCAUAUGCUUUCUUUAACCUCCAAAUUAUCUUUCUCUGAAUUUUGGGCUCUGUUUUUUCCUUCACUUACGGCUAAUAUAAGCUUUUGGGCUACUCUGGCUUUGAAUAUCCCUGAUUUCACUCGCUAUGCCAAAAGCCAAAAAGACCAAAUUAUCGGCCAAUUGGGGCUUCCAAUUUUCAUGGGGGCGUUCACUUUUGUCGGCGUUGCUGUCACUUCCUCCACCGGAGUGAUUUUUGGACAUAUAAUUUCGAACCCAAUCGAUCUUCUUGACCAUAUUGGGGGUUUUGCCACUAAAGUCUUGGCAAUUUUUGGGAUUAUUUUAGCCACCGUGACCACAAAUGUCGCCGCCAAUGUGGUGGCGCCAGCCAAUGCGUUGGUGAAUCUCAGUCCUUCUUAUUUCACUUUCACCAGAGGGGCUCUUCUGACUGCUGUGAUCGGAAUUCUGUUUCAGCCAUGGAGACUUUUGAGCUCGAGUGAGAGCUUCGUUUACACUUGGCUUGUAGGGUAUUCAGCACUGUUGGGUCCGAUCGGCGGCGUGAUGAUGACGGAUUACUAUUUGAUACGGGGGAAGGAACUGAGUGUUGAGGAUCUGUACUCUACGAGUCCGACAGCGGCUUAUUACUACUCCGGUGGGUUUAAUUUAGUAGCUGUGGUGGCGCUGGUGGUCGGAGUGUUGCCGGUGAUACCUGGAUUUUUGGAGAAGGUGGAGCUUGUGUCGAAAGUUCCGAAAGUAUUCAGUGUUAUAUAUGGGAGUGCAUGGUUUGUGAGUACGUUUUUGGCUGGAUUUUGCUAUUGGGGUCUCUCUGUUUUGUUGAAACGGCGAAAAGCUUCUCUCCGCUUUGGGCCUCCUCUGCUUUGAGUUAUUCAAAUUGCUGUGCACCGCUCUUAAACAAUUAAUAAAUAAUUUGUCAAAUUAUUGUAGAAAAUAUAUAAAUACUUAUGCCAAAUUAUUUGAAAUAUAGUUAAUUUAAAUAGUUUUCAUGUGGUUAAAAUUCAAAUUUGAGGCUGGUCAUGUCUGUGGUUUUCUUUCUUUCAUUUCUAUGAAUAUUUUGGUCCUAUAUACUUUCUAUUA